Messenger RNA from Diprion similis, 2793 nucleotides. Its product is annotated as melatonin receptor type 1A-like. Lineage: Eukaryota; Metazoa; Arthropoda; Insecta; Hymenoptera; Diprionidae. Gene Ontology annotation, biological process: G protein-coupled receptor signaling pathway. Gene Ontology annotation, cellular component: membrane. Bases 760 to 1899 code for a protein of 379 amino acids. Gene Ontology annotation, molecular function: G protein-coupled receptor activity. The record is from RefSeq and is a predicted model, not a curated record. The transcript is spliced from 4 exons.
ACAUUCUAUGAAAUCGCAUCACGAAAAAAAGAAUAAUACCGCGGGUCGAGCAGCUCAGUCGGUUUAUCAUACUCGAAUACUUACAUACACACACACCUACCUACUGUCUACACCACCUUUGUAAUUCUUGGCAAACGAGAAACGGUUUCAACGACGACGACGCUAGUCUAGAACGCAGAUGAAAAUAAAUCCGCGCACCGUACGUGCAGUUAUACGUAUAUACGAUAUAGUGCGUAUGGUUGUCAACUAGAAUAAAGUAAAUCAAAAUUUUUGCAGGUGUUUCAUCUACAUAAACGUUCGAAGCACCGGUUACACGAAGACAAGUGAUGCGGUAUCGUGAACGGGAAUAUUUAACUGUCGUUACGUUCCUCAACGAAAGUGCUAUUCUAUCUACAAAUGUUAUUGUAAAUGGAUAGAAAUCGUGUGCAAUAUUUCACCUUUUCAUUAAUACUUCUGUACGGUUAAUCGUAUGUGUCUAUAAGCCACAAAUGAGACGUAAGUACAAAUGUUUUAAACAAAAAAACAACAACAACAACAACAAUAAUAAUAAUAAUAUUUUACGAACACGUAUGGUGAUUAUGAAUAUUUCUUAACAGAAAUAAUAUGACGACGUUUUAAACAUGUUUAAACUGACGCGAUUUAAUUAUUCUACUAUUAAAAUUCAUCGAUUAUAAUAUCGGCGAAGAAACUUGAAUUAAGAAGAAAGAAUUUACCGGACGGAAUUUCGUCUCGAUUAAGAAGACGAACUCAACAUAGAAAAUGAACGUCACCACGAUAAGCACGGCUGGAGUCAGCACUGCGAUUGCCGGUAUUGUUGCACUGGGUACCGGUGUCGUCGUUGAAAAUACGAGGGGGGAAAUAGCCGACGCUGGUGACGACGUCUCGCCGGUAACUCUGUCUUCCGAUUGGUCGAGGGUUGCCCGUCUUCUGCUCCUGGCGUCUCUGGCCGUCGUCGGUAGCGUCGGUAACGUCUUCAUGAUAUCGGCGGUAAUGGUCGAGGAUCAUUUGAAGAAGAGGGGUAACGCUUUUCUGGUCAACGUUGCACUUGCCGAUCUUCUCGUUACCGGCCUCGUUAUUCCUGCUUCUGCGAUUGUCAUUUUAGCCGGUCAACAAGAAUCUCCUAGUAUAUGUCGUUUCGAGUGGAGUUUAGAGGCCGUUUGUUUUCUCGUCACCGUUUUCACUCUCGCUACCAUCGCCGUAGAGAAUUAUGCCCGUCUUUGCCUGUCCGAAGAAAGGUACGAAGCAUUGACGCCGAGUUGCGUGACAAGCCUGAUACUGACGGCCUGGUUAAUCGCCGGGACGACGGUAGCCCUCCAGUCGUCCCUGGACCUGGGGCCGGACUUUUGCGGGCGACGAUUCAACGGCAUCGCCUUAGUCCAGGCCGUCGGCGCGAGUAUCGUCGUUGGAGUACCGGCCCUGAUAACGAUACUAGCCUACCUCUGCCUCGUGGUGCGGGUGCGCAGGGCGACGAGGGCAUCGUUCAAACCACCGGUGGCAUUCACCUGGGACUACGACCUGACCAAGACCAACAUGUACAGCUUCGCAAUGUUCGCAGUCUUCUGGCUACCCUUUGGCGUCACCCUCUGCGUCAGUUCCGUUCGCCCGGUAAGCGCCAGGGUGUUUUACAACCUGGCGUGGUUCGCCUUGUCGAAGUCCUGUUUCAACAACCUUUUGUACUGCGUCGCCGAUCGGCACUUCCGCAAUGCAUACGUCAAGCUCUUUCAUUACUGCUGCUGCAAGACCACCGUCAGCUUCUCAAGACGGACACGCGGUGACGGCACCGGCAGAUCUUCCGGCGACGUUCGGCUUAGGGUUCACAUUAUACAUUCGUAUGCAAGCCCCGCUUCCUGUAGACCAACUGUCGCCAGGCCCAAUGGACGGGACGUUUACGAGUUGUAGACAUUUCACUGAUCGUUCAGCUAUUCUGUGGAAUAAUUAUUAUUAUCGAAUUUUUCUGCAGUACGAGAUGCGGAAAGCAUUUAUUAUUUGUCUAUAACAGGUAUUAUGACGAUACCCGUUACCGUGCAGGCUGCACUAUAAGUCUAUAGGCUGCACGCCUCUUUGACCAGAGGGGAUACAAUACAGAAGAGAGUCAUCGAAGAACCGUCGGUAAGUCAGAUCACUGCACAUACCUGUAUCUACAACAAUUUUCUCUGAUGUCCUGUGUUGAGCGGAAACUUGUGUUAGAUACCAAACGGAUUUCCGUUCUGUCUUUAGUGAUAGAUUCUUUUACGUUUCUUCUUUUCUCUGUUAUUCUUUAACCCAGAAGUAGCUUUGGCACUUCGGGUCCGUUGAAUAAUUUAUACAGUACGUCGAUUUAGUCGAGGCUGCAUUUUAACUUGUAAUAAGAAAAACUAUCAAUCUCUAUUUUCUUUCUUUUUUCUUCGUAUUUUACUCCCGCGGAAUACAACGGCCUAGAUUUCCGAAAGACUUUUAUACAUAACUUAUAUUACUAUACGAUUAAUAGUUUUUACUAUAUCGUUGGGUGUAAAUGUCCCUCUGUAUCGUACUACAUAAUAUAACGUAUAGGUGUAUCAUCUAUUCGUGUAGUAUAUUUAAUGAUAUAGGUGAAUUGCGGUGAUAACUGUUCAUUAAUAUCAUUUGUACAAUUACACACUAUUCCGUUAAAGAACUUCUUUUAUACUUGCAGCUUUCCGUUUUUAUGAUCACCGUAAUAAUGUGUAUAGAUGUUCCUACUGUAUAUUGACGUGACGCGACUGGCGGAUAAAUAGAAAGUAAUUAUCAUUCACGCUACAACUAUAUUUCAUUAAUAUUGUCUAUUCAAUUUACCGC